GGUAGAAAGUAUGAAGUCUCCACCCUAGAUCCGCCCAGGGAAGGGCAGUGAGACCCAAAGCGGGAAGGUCUGAGUCUGAGGAGUCAUGACGCGUGCCCGGGACCUUAUCUUGAGGGCUCUAGAAGACCUGGAAAAUGAUGACUUUAAGAAGUUCAAACUAAAACUGCGGACGCUGAAGCUGCGGGAGGGCUUCAACGCCAUCCCCCGAGGGAUCUUGGAGAAUCUGGACCGCGUAGACCUCACUGACAAGAUCGUCUGUUGCUACCUGGAGGACUACGGGCUGGUGCUGACCGCAGAAGUGCUCCAGGAAAUAGGCAUGCGGGAGGAGGCAGUCAAACUCCUGGAAACUGGGUCUCACCUAGCUGGAAAUGCAGCCCAGCCCAGACAACAUUCAUCUGCAACAUCCACUGUAUUAGGAAUACAUUUUGUGGAAAAGCAUCGGACCAGCCUCAUCAAUCGUGUAACCUCAGUGGAUGCAAUCCUAGACCGCUUGCAUGGGAGUGUUCUGAGCCAGGAGCAGUAUGAUGCAGUCAGGGCUGAGAACACCCAUCAGAACAAGAUGAGGAAGCUCCUUGGCUUCAUGGUAGCCUGGGAUAAAUCAUGUAAAGACCAGCUUUUAGAAGCCUUGAAGGAUCUCCACCCUUACCUGGUGCAAGAGUUGGAGAGAAACUGAGGGGCUCCUCAAGGUACCCUCUAACAAUUGUACCUAACAACUCAACACUGAUGUCUGGCUCUCAAGGCCCCUACAAAUUGCCUUUUUAAAAAGUCAAAUAAAACUAUGAAAACUGA
Monodelphis domestica (gray short-tailed opossum) is the source of this 789-nucleotide messenger RNA. RefSeq names its product apoptosis-associated speck-like protein containing a CARD. Gene Ontology annotation, biological process: regulation of apoptotic process; innate immune response; inflammatory response. NCBI's taxonomy places the organism in Eukaryota, Metazoa, Chordata, Mammalia, Didelphimorphia, Didelphidae. The record is from RefSeq and is a predicted model, not a curated record.